GUUCUUGAGCUGUAGAAUGCCAAUUGAAUAGACUAUGGAAAUGAUUCUAGCCAAUUACACGCAAACUAAACCAACAAUUGUUUGGUGAAAAAUCAUCCACUGUAAACAUAAGAAUCUAAACAAAAAAUAGCAUAAAGAAGAAGAAAUUGGAGGAUCUGGACCGAAGUCCAGACCCCCAAACGGUCGUACCCUCUCUGGUUUGUCACCGCGGUGCUGGUGUGUUCUUCAUCCCCCUUCUCCUCGUUGCGGCUGCUGCUUUUUUAUAGGGCUGUUUUUUCAGUGAAUUAGGAUUCAAGAUUGAAUCGGGGUCUUCUCUACUCUAUCACCGAUAGAAACAAAGGAUGAGUCUCAAGCUCCUUGCGCUGGAAACUCGUGCGAUAAGGCUGCAUGUUGGGCUGUAAUUGAGAUCUUCCCUUUGAGUCCUAAUCCUCUUCGCUGCCGAUUUUGUCCUCCGCGGGUAUACACGAAGGAAUCUCAGGGAGAGAAAUGCAAUCCAAACUAGCCAGUGGGGGCCUAACAAAAGAGCAGUCAGAUGCCUUCUUGAUACUCUAUAAGGUUUUACUGAUUAUACAAAGCAAUGGAGGAAGCUGCACUUCAGACUCAUUUGACUUCCCGUCAACAUCUCCGGCCAUCGUGGUGGUUCUACGUUUGGAUUCCCUAAGAUUUGUUCAUGAAGUGGAGUACACUUUCAGAUUGUUUAAAUAUCAUCCUCCCUACAAAUAAAUUCAAACAAAGACACUAUCUUCUGGUUCAGAUUGGGCAGGGCAGAGAUGAAGCUAAAAGCUAAGGUUUUUGUCUAGAUGGUUAUUGGAGCAUAAAAACUUAUUGGCUGCCGUGAUAUGAUUUAUCUCUUUUAAUGAAGGAUUUUUGCUUUA
Molecule: messenger RNA, 875 nt
Organism: Cuscuta campestris
Lineage: Eukaryota; Viridiplantae; Streptophyta; Magnoliopsida; Solanales; Convolvulaceae
Source: the annotation of a GenBank genome assembly